AUGGUUAAAGCCCACUCGAGUCUUCCAAUUGUGGAGUUGUACAUCAAUUCAUUUAGUGAGUUCAUACCUGACAUUGGUAAGGAGAACAAUGAUGAUGAUGAUGAUGAUGAUGGUGAUGAUGAGAUGGGAGAGGGUGAAGAGAAUGAUGGUGGGGAGGGUAGGGAAGAUAGUGAUGGUUGUGGGGAGGGUGAAGAGAGAGUCGAGGGUGAAGAUGAAGGUGGGAAUGAAAAUAGAUCUGAUGAUGAUGCCAACUCAAACAUGGCACGCAGUGACAUUCUUACAUCUCCUCCCAAGAGUGAUGAGGAGUAUGAGAUACCCUCCCAGAGUCGGAGGAAACAUGUGUCAAGGCAGCCUGAGUUCCAUAUGACUGAUAUGGGUAACCCAGAUUUUGUGCAAUGCAAGGAUGAGGAAUCCUUUGAAGUUAGAUCAUUUCAGUCCAAACACACAUGCAAGAGGAAACAUAAAAAUUCGAUUGUGAAAGCAAAGUGGAUUGCGGACAAGCUGAUUGACAAGUUCAGGGCACAACCCAAUAUGCUUGUGAAGGCAAUUGUAGAGGAGGUUGAGGGAAGUGAAUGGGGAGAUAGAAAAAGGUUGGAAGAAAAUCACAAAACACAGAGAGCAGUGAAGAUGCAGGAAGUUCUUCGCAAGUGA
Messenger RNA from Alnus glutinosa, 651 nucleotides. RefSeq lists its product as uncharacterized. The record is from RefSeq and is a predicted model, not a curated record. The coding region runs from base 1 to 651 and encodes 216 amino acids. The transcript is spliced from 4 exons. NCBI's taxonomy places the organism in Eukaryota, Viridiplantae, Streptophyta, Magnoliopsida, Fagales, Betulaceae.